UCUUGAGAGAGGAUUUUGCUGCUGUAGGAAAGAGGCUUAAAACUCUUCCAGGAGUAGCCUCUGUUUCCUGUGGUCAGCUUGCAGAAAUGAAUGAUUGCAGUAGAGAGUUGAGCUUGGCUAUGCCAGAGCAAUCCUUGGGGCUGGGCUGCCCAUGCGUUCUGGAGUUCGUUGCAAGGCGAGGGCCAGCGGUUGACCAGACUCUCUCUUCCCAUGCAAAUCCUGCUCUUCCAAAUGCUGGGAAAGCAGCUUUGCCCCAGCUACCUAGGAGAGGCUUUUGCCUUGGCCAGCAGCAGCACAAUGGGAAAUGGUACUUGAGGAACAUGUUGGUACCUAGGUACAAAACCUUCCUUGCUCAACGUGAACACUCUGCACUGCACAGCCUCCUAAAGAAGACCAAGCUGCCCUUCCUAAAGCCUUUCCCAGGGCUUCUCUGCCCUGCAGGGGCCAGAGCACAGGAUGACUGUUGCCUUAACCAGAGGGAGAGAUGCACCUUUGUACACUUCUCCCGUCCCAUGCAACCGCUCACCAGGACAUCUCCCAGCAAGUUGAGACCGAACAGGAACAACCUCCCUGGAGGAGCAGUAGAGCAUAGGAACAGGCAGCCAGCAGCACUGAAGCAUCCUGCCAGUGCAGUGGCACAGACCCUGCGAGUGCAUGGGGCUACUUGCCUGCCAGUGCCUGGAGGGGAUCUCCCUGUACUGCCGCAGAUCAGAAAAUCAAGGAUGGAGAUCCACGUCUAUAUACCUAGUGGGGAAGAUGGCAUGGAUUGCGAGUCGCUAGAUAAAGGGUUUUUGGAAGAUGUGGACAAUAAGCUGAAUUCAUUGAGCCUGCAAGAUGAGAAGUGAAUUUGAUCCUGGAGAAAUUAUUAGAGUCUGGCCUUAAAUGGUGACGCAGUUACCAUCUCAAAGGUCAUCUGCCACAUGACAGUGUGCCCUAGCAUUUAGCAAUGGAGCCUGUUCUGCAAGAAAUGUAAUGAUGGCAAAUCUAAGGAGGAAAACCCAUGUUUUGUCCACAGUUUUCUUUGCGGUGGGAGGUGUUAUGUAGGGGGUGCUUCAUGAUUCAUGAAUUAUAUUUCUGGCCCCAUUCCCAUAUAUUUUCGGGCAAGUUGCUUAAUUUUUCAAUUGCUUUCUCCAUCUGUAAGAUGGGGUGAAGGACACUGGCUGACAGAUCUGAGUCCCUGGUAGCUGAGAAUGGAAGUUGACAGAGAAUCCUCUGGAGAGAGUAUCUCAAUAUUAUUCAGUAACAGUACAAGGCUAUGUGGCAGUGUUACUCUAGCAUUGUGCAGUGAUGGGCAGGGUCCUGUCUACCGGAGCAUUGAAAGAUGCUGGGGAAUUGUCUGACUGCAUUACAUCUAAGUCUUAUGAUGUCCAGCUACGUUAGAGGGGCUAGCAUGAGAUGCUGCAGAGGAAGGUGGAAGAAACCCCUGUGGUAGGCAGGUGUGGAACAAUCUGCUCCCAAAUUACUACUUAUUUAACUUUGUUGGUGACUGGUAUAAGCUUCUCUGGAAAACAGGCUGUGUGUAUGCUAAGGAGGGGUUCAGAGCAUGCUGAAAUUUUGCUGGAAUUUAGAUCUUUGAGUAAAUUGUAAUUUGGGACUU
Gavialis gangeticus (Gharial) is the source of this 1597-nucleotide messenger RNA. RefSeq lists its product as uncharacterized. The transcript is spliced from 2 exons. Bases 87 to 845 code for a protein of 252 amino acids. The record is from RefSeq and is a predicted model, not a curated record. Lineage: Eukaryota; Metazoa; Chordata; Crocodylia; Gavialidae.